Molecule: messenger RNA, 943 nt
Organism: Odobenus rosmarus divergens (Pacific walrus)
Lineage: Eukaryota; Metazoa; Chordata; Mammalia; Carnivora; Odobenidae
Gene: MRPS34
Product: mitochondrial ribosomal protein S34
Exons: 3
Coding region: 8-667 (219 amino acids)
Biological process (GO): mitochondrial translation
Cellular component (GO): mitochondrion; mitochondrial small ribosomal subunit
Molecular function (GO): structural constituent of ribosome
Source: RefSeq, a predicted model, not a curated record
UCAGACCAUGGCGCGGAAGAAGGUGCGGCCGCGCCUCAUCGCUGAGCUGGCCCGUCGCGUGCGGGCCCUACGAGAGCAGCGGAACCGACCGCGCGACUCGCAGCGCUACGCCCUGGACUACGAGACGCUGACGCGGCCGUACUCGGGCCGCCGCCUGCCGGUCCGCGCCUGGGCCGAUGUGCGCCGGGAGAGCAGCCUCCUGCAGCUGCUCAGCCGCCUGCCGCUCUUCGGCCUGGGCCGCCUGGUCACGCGCAAGUCCUGGCUGUGGCAGCACGACGAGCCGUGCUACUGGCGCCUGACGCGUGUGCGGCCCGACUACACGGCGCAGAACCUAGAGCACGGGAAGGCCUGGGGCGUGCUGACCUUCAAAGGACGGACGGAGAGCGAGGCCCGGGAGAUCGGGCAGGUCAUGUACCACGACUGGCGGCUGGUGCCCAAGCACGAGGAGGCGGCCUUCACCGCGUUCACGCCCGCGCCGCCCGAGGACGCUCCGCGCUGCGUGCCCUACCCGCCGCUCCUCCGGGCCAUGAUUCUAGCAGAGCGGCAGAAAAAGGGGGACUCCAGCACCGAGGAGCCCAUGCUGAAUCUGGAGCGGACCCGAGUGGAUCCCUGGGACUACCCUGUGAGACAGGAGGCGAAGAAAAAGGCUAAGGCCACGCCAGUCUAAGUGCCAGCACUGGAUGGCCGCGGGACAGGUGUCAGGCCCUGGGCCCCGGUUUGUGAAUGAAGACGCCUUUGGGCUGCAGCUGGGACAGCACCCCCGGGAGCGUGGAGCCAGACCCUGCCCCUCGCGCCUUUGUGCGAGAGGGCCGCUGGGGGGAAGCGGGGGUAGGCGGGGCUGGCAGCGCGGAGCCCCAGCGCCCGCGCCGGUCGCUUCCCCCCACUACGUGCGGCCCCUGCCGGACUCAGCCGGGAACCGUUUGCGCGCGAAUAAAGGCAGAAC